AUGACCCACAUAGCUGUGGAUGAUUCUCACACGGGCUGCUGCUAUUCUCAGAGGGCACACACACUCUCUCUCUCUAUGUUGGACUCCCAGUCUCUGGUUCAGAGGGGGGGACUCAGCUCCACGGGACUCGUGGAACAAACCUUAAAGUCUGGUCCAGGCAUGGCGACGAUGCUGCUGCCAGUCGCUCUCUGCCUCAGCUUGGUCCCUUUGUGUUUUGGAGCUGCUAUUCCUGUUUCAUGUGGUUCCAUCUACAAGAGUUUUGCUCAGUGUUUAGUCUCACUUGGAGACAGCUUGGUGGAAACCCAGAAAGACCAGAGCGCACAGGACAUCGAUGCAAUCUGCAGGUCCUGGAAUGCGUUCCACGUUUGUGCCAACUCAGCACUCAUCGGCUGUCCCGGAGAAGCAGCAGCUAUCUGGGAAUCUCUUAGACAAGAAUCCAGGAAGGCGCAGUUUUCUGGAAACCUCUACGACAUGUGUGCCAGCCUCACAACACUCCCACCCACAACUGUGCCUGCACCCCAGAGUCCCCCCACCUCUGACCAGACCAACCAAGAGACACUAAAGGGACAGACGCACCAACACAGCCCCACCCUGACGUCACUGUUGUUCCCUGCAUGCAGCACCCUGCUUCUCCUGCUCAGGAGCUAG
This is a messenger RNA of Cheilinus undulatus (humphead wrasse), 648 nucleotides long. It is a transcript of the gene nrn1lb, whose product is annotated as neuritin 1-like b. Gene Ontology annotation, biological process: neuron projection extension; nervous system development. The coding region runs from base 1 to 648 and encodes 215 amino acids. The record is from RefSeq and is a predicted model, not a curated record. Gene Ontology annotation, cellular component: plasma membrane. NCBI's taxonomy places the organism in Eukaryota, Metazoa, Chordata, Actinopteri, Labriformes, Labridae. The transcript has 4 exons.